AUGCGGGACUACGGUCGCAUCAGAGACCUGUGUCGGACCAGAGAGCUCCUGGCCGCGGCCCCCAUCCACCUGUUUGCGGUUAACCACCGUACCCUCACUCAGUGGCACAACCGGAGAAGCAAACAGGACAGCGUCCAAGCGAUGUGCGUGGCGAUCCCGGGGCCCAGCAGCAGAUCGACGGCUGCCGAAGCGCUGGCAGAGGCCAAGCCCUUGCUGGAUCAGCAGCCGCGGGGGGAGGCGGCGUUUGGGCACCCAAUGGAGACAGGCGGUACGGCGGUGACUCACAGGGGUCCCAUCCUGCCCGAUCUUUUCCAGGCGCUGCCCACGCCCGAAGGUGAGCAGCGCUCCACCCCUUCGCCCUCCGCCAGUCCCGGAGCCUCCACUUCGGCGCCCGCCACCUCCUCCGGCUCCACUCCGCCGUCAGGCAAGGGGGGCCAGAAUGUCGCGACCCGGGCGAGGCUGCCCAAGAGCGGACCCGCACCACUGCGUCGUUUGCUUCCCGCACCCCCCGACGACAGCCCCCCUGCCCCGACGACCAAGGGAGAUGAGGUCAGCAUUCCAUCAUCUGCCGCAAGUGCCCAACCAGACAUGCCGUCCCUGGAGCAGCAAGAGGUCAGCAUUCCAUCAUCUGCCGCAAGUGCCCAACCAGACAUGCCGUCCCUGGAGCAGCAAGAGGUCAGCAUUCCAUCAUCUGCCGCAAGUGCCCAACCAGACAUGCCGUCCAUGGAGCAGCAAGAGGUCAGCAUUCCAUCAUCUGCCGCAAGUGCCCCCACAAUUUGCGUGGAGUGCCGAGGAAAGUGCGAUACGUGCGGUGGCCUGAUAGCUUACAGGAGGACGAGGAGGAGGAACCGUGCCAGCGGCGAGCCCCGGCCCGGCGGCAGCGGUGAUGCGCCCGGGCCUGCGAGGUGUACCGUUCACAGGAGGAAAACCAGAGCUCUGCGGGACCAGCAGCUGCUCGAUGCCAACGAGCAAUACACGUGGGGCAGCAAACCCGGGGAGGACUGCGUGCUGUGUGGCCAGCCUCGGACUUUGGCGGGGGGGCAUGCCUUUUACAAAGGCAGCUAUUUCUGCCAAAUGAACGAGCACAGCAGCGUUUCGGUAACGGCAUGGCUGCAACAGCAGUCGUCUGCGAUGCCGCAACAACCUCCCUGUACCACCGCGUGGCGGCAACGCAAAGGCGGGACCUCAGAGCAACAGCAGGAAGCAGCCCGCAAAAUCAGAACGUGCGGAAAGUGUGGCCUCCCACAACAGGCGGUCUAUGGUCACAGUUCUUUUAUGACCAAAGUGCCCAACAGGUCUCUCCUUACGUUCUGCACGCUCCAUGAAGGAAAACCGUUGGCCCUGUGGCUGGCGGAGAUGCGAGCGAGGGAAAACGACCUCACGCGACCUCAGCAGCAACUUUCUGUUGACCUCACGCAACCUCACCCCCAGCAGCAACUGGCUGUUGCUGCUGCUGCUGCUACGCAAGACACCAAAUCUCCUCAGCAGCAACAGCAAGUUGCUGCUGCUACGCAAGACACCAAAUCUCCUUAA
This is a messenger RNA of Hippocampus comes (tiger tail seahorse), 1533 nucleotides long. RefSeq lists its product as uncharacterized. The transcript has 7 exons. The coding region runs from base 1 to 1533 and encodes 510 amino acids. The record is from RefSeq and is a predicted model, not a curated record. NCBI's taxonomy places the organism in Eukaryota, Metazoa, Chordata, Actinopteri, Syngnathiformes, Syngnathidae.